AUGUGGGAAAUUUACUAUAAUGCCGGCGCAUUUGAAAGCCCAUGUGCCUUCAUGAUCCGUUUGCAUGAUAAUGGUGACAAUGGUGAUCAUGAUGACGAUGAUGACGAUGAAUGA
This is a messenger RNA of Sclerotinia sclerotiorum 1980 UF-70, 114 nucleotides long. RefSeq lists its product with no specific name. The coding region runs from base 1 to 114 and encodes 37 amino acids. The record is from RefSeq and is a predicted model, not a curated record. NCBI's taxonomy places the organism in Eukaryota, Fungi, Ascomycota, Leotiomycetes, Helotiales, Sclerotiniaceae. The transcript is spliced from 2 exons.